AUGAGCGAUACUGUAUCCACGAGCAAAGGACGAGGUGCGACCUCGUCUCGUAAGCCAAGACCCAAAAAAACGCUUACAAGGCUAGAGGAAAUGGCUAAGCAAGCCUACGAAACAAAAAAGAUCAAUAGCACCAUAAACAGCGAUGCAAACCUCAGUUUGCGAUCGUUUAAAGGCGUGAAGGCAUCCAGUAAUGAACCCGCAAGUAUGUCUGGGAGGAAUAAAGCGAGUAGCAAUGCGAGCUCGGGAAGCAAAGGGUCAGGAUCUAGGAAUGGAAAGUCGGCGGCAAAAAAGGCUCCUGCGGCAUCUACAAGUAAGCCAAAGGUUGGAAAUGGAACACAUAACAGGAAGGCAAACAACCCUUCUGGGAACAAACAACACGAUUCUCGAAGCGCUUCCAAAGUGUCCCCCGGCUUCAAAAGCUCCAAGACCCACCUCGAUACAGAAUCUAAACAAUUUGCUCAGAAGCAAGCAUCUCGUUUGUUAACUUUCGCAAAGCCGGUGACGGGCGUAAAAGGGCCUAAUACAAAAAGCGGCGACCCAGCCACUAAAAAAUUGGGCAAAGAACUUACGAAGCAUACUAGUGCCAAGGCCAAGUCCAACGCCGCAAGUAACAAAGCCAAAAAGCAGGGCAAGCAAACACCUGGCAAGAAAGAUAUCGAUUCUCCAGCCAAAAAGGGACAGCCUUUAUCUUCUGUUAAAGCUGCUGCUGCGCAGGCAGCGCCGGUAGUUGCUGAUCCGGCGUUAGAGGACUGCGAAGAAGGUGAGCCUUUGAAACGCUUCACAAAGUAUGUGCCCAAAAAAUCGUACCCUAAUCUAGAGGACUACUUCAAUGAGUUUUCGUUCGCUCUCUUUCUGGAAGAAAGAUUGGAAAACGAUUUUUUGCAGGAUUUUGAGAUUACAUGGCCCAAAAGCUCCCAAGAAAAAGCUUUAGUUGUUCAGAUGAAGUCCGAUAGCGAGGAAGUCAAAAAGUUAUUGCCACCCCACUUAGUGAAAUUAGGUCGUCUUCCUUUCACGAACCAACAACCGCUGAUGCUCACCAAUCAGGACGAAUCAAGCGUUUGGUACACUUACGUAAGGGAAUUAGACUCAAAGAAAAAUCGCAUAACAAUUCUUCUAGAGCUCUAUUCAUGGAACAAGGUGCCGCUGCCAAUUAGAGAAGGAAAUAAGCAUUUCAAACUUCUGCCUUGCUCGGCCCAAGUAAACCGAAUCAUGUUCGCCAUGACUAGGGUGCAAAAUCCCAAGUUUAUCAAACUGCUCCUAGGCCAAGAGCGCAUCAAGCAACUAAAUUUCAACAACAGACUACAGUUUACCAAAGAAACGUUUAAUGACUCUCAAAAAGCAGCUAUUCAACAUGUCCUAAACAACAGUGUAACCGUUCUUCAGGGUCCGCCAGGUACAGGUAAGACUUCUACAAUUGAAGAAAUUAUUCUGCAAGUCAUGAACAGCUUUCACACAUUGCCCAUUUUGUGUGUUGCGGCGUCCAAUAUCGCCAUUGAUAAUAUUGCAGAGAAGUUUAUGGUCAAUAGACCAGACAUAAAGAUUUUGCGAAUUUUGUCCCAAUCUAAAGAAGCACAGUAUAACAAUGACCAUAUGUUAGGAAAAAUCUGUCUACACAAUAUCGUCUACGAGCAGUUGCCCACCGAUAUGAAGGACAACAUUAGCAAACUGAGAUCUGGGGUUCCGGGACUCGUUUCCAAAAAUCAGUACAACAAGCUCUUAACAACACAAAACGCAAUUUCGGAUAGGCAUGUGGCACAGGCGCAAAUCAUAUUCACAACCAAUAUCGCCUCUGGUGGGCGUCAAUUGAAGGCGAUCAAAGAGCUGCCAGUGGUGAUCAUGGACGAAUCCACUCAAUCUUCUGAGGUGUCCACGCUGGUUCCGCUAUCUCUACCGGGUAUCAAACGAUUUGUUUUUGUUGGCGAUGAAAAGCAACUAUCGAGCUUCAGCAAUGUGCCUCAACUUGAGAUGUCUCUGUUUGAGCGAAUCCUCACCAACGGUACAUAUGAGCAACCACACAUGUUGGACACGCAGUACCGGAUGCACCCUGCCAUCAGCGAAUUCCCCAUCAAGACAUUUUAUAACGGGAUGCUCAAGGACGGUGUGAGCGCGGAGCAGAAAAGUUGGCCAGGAAUAGCGCAUCCACUUUUCUUCUAUAACUGCAAUGCGGGGCCGGAGAGUAAAGUAUUCAACUCCAAGCGUGGCAUGCGCGGUUUUACUUACAAUAACAAGCACGAGGCCCAGGCAAUCCUGACGAUUCUGCACAAGCUGAUCAUGGACAAGAAAGUAAACAGAGCAGAAAUUGGUAUUAUCACCCCGUACUCUUCUCAGCGAGACUUGAUCUCGGACCUUUUGGUGAAGGAUCCCAUCGUGAAUCCCACGGGCAAAGCCAUGGAACAAGAAAUGGACAAAGACGAUGUUCUCGGCGGUGGAGAAUCUCCUGGAGGGAGCGGCAACAAAGUCACAAUCAACAUUGUGAAUGGUGUUUUUGUCGCUACCGUAGACUCCUUUCAAGGGCAUGAAAAACAAUUCGUCCUGUUUUCGUGUGUUCGGAGCAACAACGAGAAUAAAAUUGGAUUCGUAAAGGAUAGGAGGCGGAUGAAUGUAGCGCUGACAAGGGCCAAAAACGGGCUAGUGGUGGUUGGUAGCAAAGACGUGCUGAGACAGGGCGAUGCCCUAUGGUCUGAUUACGUUGAGUAUUUAGAGACAAAAGGCUUGGUAUUCGAUGCCCUUGACGAGUACUAG
Messenger RNA from Lachancea dasiensis, 2742 nucleotides. The record is from the annotation of a GenBank genome assembly. Lineage: Eukaryota; Fungi; Ascomycota; Saccharomycetes; Saccharomycetales; Saccharomycetaceae.